AUGUUGCAGCAAAUUCUGAGGGACCUGUACAUUGAUCCGGAGCUGCUAGCCGAGCUGAAUGAUGAGCAGAAGCACAUUCUCUUCUACAAGAUGAGGGAAGAGCAGGUCCGACGAUGGAGGGAGAGGGAGGAAAAGCUUCAUGAAGAAGAGGGACUGAGACCGGUUCGGACGAGAAGAGUAGCUUCAAAAAACGGCAAACGGGUCCAGUGGCUCCGUGGGAACGAUGGCGAAGUCUGGGUUUGGAUCAUGGGGGAAGCUCCUGGAGACAAGCCGUAUGAUCAGAUUUCGGAGGAACUCAUGGCUGAGAAAGCCAGGCAACAGGCCCAGAAGGAAGCGGAUGAACUAUGGAAGAAAAAAGAAGAGGAAAUUACAAAGAAGUUCCGGGAUGCUAUGGCGAAGGAGAAAGCUCGAAUCGUUGCCGAAAAGUGGAAGAUAGAGAUGGAAGAUCGCAAAGCCGCCAAACUCUUGGAAGAGAAAAUCCAGGAGGAAUUAAAGAAACGGGAGGAAGAAGAGAGGCAGAGAGGUGAAGAGCAGAUCCGUCAACAGGAAGGGCGCCGAGCUCAAGAGCUUUACCUGAGCCUCAAACGAGCCCAGCAGUUCUGCCAACACAAUGAAAAGGAGGACCCGGAAUGGGAAGAGCAGUUACGCCGCUCGAAAGCUGCUGAUGAAGAAAUGAGCUGCAGAGCACGGCGGGCUCGGGACGAAUAUCGGCGGCAAUCCUUGCGAGCCAUCCAAAAAGGAAAAGUCGCCGGUCUGAGUAACCAGUUCCAAGGAGCUGCUCUGAAUAAUGAACAAGGCACAAAGCAGGCCAUCACCUGUCCUGUUCCACCAUUGACCAUGACAUUACCAGCCAGCAAAGCUUGGGAGUGGCCUCCAAGGCCUUUCUCCAGAGAUGUCAUCAUUCAGUGGUUCAGAGUGGAGCAGCUUCCACGCCGCGCUGGAUUCGAAAGGAACACCAACACGAUUGCACCGUGGUUUCACGGUAUUAUUAGUCGUCAGGAAGCGGAAGAGUUGCUGAUGAACAAAUCUGAGGGAGCUUUCCUGGUGCGGGUCAGCGAGAAAAUCUGGGGAUAUGCCUUGUCCUACCGCCAUCAGAGUGGCUUCAAACAUUUCCUGGUGGAUGCUUCUGGAGAUUUCUACAGCUUCUUGGGGGUGGAUCCCAACCGGCAUGCGACGCUCACUGACCUUAUUGAUUUCCACAAGGAAGAAAUAAUCACAUCCUCAGGUGGAGAGUUGCUACUGGACCCUUGCAGCCAGACAAAGAACCCGCCAGACUAUAGUCCUUUAUUUGAAUGA
Molecule: messenger RNA, 1296 nt
Organism: Euleptes europaea (tarantolino)
Lineage: Eukaryota; Metazoa; Chordata; Lepidosauria; Squamata; Sphaerodactylidae
Gene: SH2D4B
Product: SH2 domain containing 4B
Exons: 10
Coding region: 1-1296 (431 amino acids)
Cellular component (GO): cytoplasm
Source: RefSeq, a predicted model, not a curated record